AUGAGCGAGGCCGAGAGACGAGAGGAGGAGGAGAGAAACGACGAGAUGUUGAACGCCCCGGACGAAUCGGAGGACACAAGAAUGGAAGAGACUGAGGAACUGGAUGAGUUAAAGGACGAUGAGGACGAUAACUCCCUGGAGCUGGGGAUGAACGAGUCCGAUCGAAUGGAUGGAGACGAUAUUCUGGACGAUCUGUUACCAACCAAGGACGAGAAUAAUUUCGAAGAAGAUGAGGAGGAUGUGGAGCAAAGAGAUGAUAUAUCUGACGAGGAGGAGGAGGAGGAGAAAUCUGAUGAAGAAAGGGAUGAGAUGGAUGGAAUUCAGGAGAAUGCUGUUUCUGAUAUCAGUGACAUUGGAGUUCAAAAGAAAAUCCAUGAAAUUUCCAAAAUUAUGGCGGGAUACGAAAUAUUUAUAAAUGCGCGAAAUGAUGGGAAACUUAGUGAUACGGAAGACGACCUUGUGCAAGGAGACGGGGUUAAGUUCCCGGAUUCCGAUUUCUCCGAAGUAUCAAAGCGAGAAAGUGAGGAUGAGACCGACGGCGGAAAGAAAUCAGAACUUGGAGAUAAAGAGGAUGUAAAUAUUUCCAAAGAGCGGUCUGCAGAACCAAAGAUAAAAGAAGAAUCAAAAAACAACUCGGAGGUUGCUCAGCAUCUUUAUAAUCCAUGGAACGAGAAUAAGCCGGUCAAAAUAGGCAGAGAUGGUCAAGAGAUUGAACCAAAAAUUGCAGAGGAGUUGUGCCGACUGUUCAGUGUAGAUACAAAUGUUGAUAUGACACCAAUACUCAGAAGAUCUAAAGAAACUGCUAGGUAA
Eurytemora carolleeae is the source of this 810-nucleotide messenger RNA. Its product is annotated as VID27-like protein. The record is from RefSeq and is a predicted model, not a curated record. NCBI's taxonomy places the organism in Eukaryota, Metazoa, Arthropoda, Copepoda, Calanoida, Temoridae. The transcript has 5 exons. Gene Ontology annotation, molecular function: RNA binding. The coding region runs from base 1 to 810 and encodes 269 amino acids.